AUGCUGGCGUUGUUAAACCACCCUUUCGUCCAUCUGGCCGAAGGUCGCUGGGUCGUGCUGCUGACCAUACUUCUCAUGUACGCCGGCGCCGUGCUGCCUUUUAUGUACUGCCUACAGAUGCUCUUCAAUGAUCCGGAUGAGGGAGUCUCUACUGUCAUAUUUUUAAACUUUAUCAUGGGUAAUUAGACGUGCAUGUUUUUUUUAACCUCUUUAGUUAUACAUACAUAUUUGGGUUACCUAAGCAGUUAUACUUACAUAUUUGGGUUACCUAAGCAGUUAUACUUACAUAUUUGGGUUACCUAAGCAGUUAUACUUACAUAUUUGGGUUACCUAAGCAGUUAUACUUACAUAUUUGGGUUACCUAAGCAGUUAUACUUACAUAUUUGGGUUACCUAAGCAGUUAUACUUACAUAUUUGGGUUACCUAAGCAGUUAUACUUACAUAUUUGGGUUACCUAAGCAGUUAUACUUACAUAUUUGGGUUACCUAAGCAGUUAUACUUACAUAUUUGGGUUACCUAAGCAGUUAUACUUACAUAUUUGGGUUACCUAAGCAGUUAUACUUACAUAUUUGGGUUACCUAAGCAGUUAUACUUACAUAUUUGGGUUACCUAAGCAGUUAUACUUACAUAUUUGGGUUACCUAAGCAGUUAUACUUACAUUUUUGGGUUACCUAAGCAGUUAUACUUACAUAUUUGGGUUACCUAAGCAGUUAUACUUACAUAUUUGGGUUACCUAAGCAGUUAUACUUAUAUAUUUGGGGUUAUCUCAGUAUUUAUACUUAUAAACUUGAGCUACCUCGGCAAUUAUACUUACAUAUUAGGAUUACCUGGUUAAUUACACAUUUUCACUGACAUAGUAGGCUAACUUCGGUAAUAAAUCACUUCAGUCAUUAUACAUUACAUAUUUACUUGGUUCACUUCGGUAAUUCUACUUACAUAUUUGUGGCAUUGUAUAAUGAAAUUAAUUGGAAAAAGAACACUUUUUUUUAAAAUUUGUUUAAUUCUUUUUUUUUUAAAAUUAUUAAUUUGUAAAUAUCUACAAGCCUCGCUUGAACGUAAUCAAAUGUGUCCAUCAUCAAGAGGCGCGUUUGCCUUCUCGGGUGGGUUUUUCUUGGUACUGAAGACCUGCACACCCUUGACGACACUGCUCUAUGCUAAGGUUAUAUUUAGUCAAAGAUAAAUGUUCGGGGGUUGGGUUGGGGUGGGGGUGUUGUCGUCGUCUUUCCAAAAAUAAUAAUUUUAUAUAUAUAUUUUUUUUUUUAAACAUAACAAAUGCAGAUUUCCUGCUGGCGCCAGCUUUGACCCGCUCGUCCAAGUCCAGUCCAACUCUCGGGUACAUCCAUGCUUCAUUGACAGUGGUUAUCCCGAACUACGCGCUCAAAUUGAAUGUCAAACAGUUAACAUCGAUGGCAAACAUCGGCCCCAAGAGAGGUAAGUGGAAAGAAAAGAAAAAAAAAAGAGUACUAAUUAAACGAUUAAUGAUUUUUUGUAUAACUAUAAAUUUCCCUUGGGGUAUCCAGCGGCGUAGCGAGAGGCGAUUAGCUGUUGGGAACCAUCUUAUAAUUCUAGAAGAAUAAUCCUAGGCUUUGUGGAUUUCGUCCUGCGAAGUCUUCACCGUGGUCACAUUGUGACCGACGGAUGCCAAAGAAAAAAAAAAAAAAAAGCACCCACUAAAGAACAAAAUUUACCGUAAAUACAUGAAUCCCACAGAGCCCUUACCCUAAUUCACAAAACGUGUUGUUGUUUUUUUUUGCCCUGGUAUUUUGAAACCAUUAUAUAAUUGGAUUUAUUUCUCAUAUGAAUGGAAAAAUAAGUCGUUCUUUAUGUCUCGAAGAUUUUUUUUUAUUAAUUAAACUUUUUUAUCUAAUAGUAUGUGCAUAUAAUAUCCAUAUACCCGUGUAUUUUUGUUGUUUUUCGGGACAAUUUCUUAAAAUAAUAAUUUAAAAAAUGAAAAUAAAAAAGAUUCAGCAUAAGCCCUUAUAUUAUUCCAGCCCCUGCUCUGGAUUCUGCUUAAAAGAAGGGCUUAUUGUGUAUCAUCAUGGGCGUUAUCGUGUGGGGGGGGGGGCAGCAUUAAUUUUGUUUAGGACAUUCUAUUGCGAGACUAAAAAAAUUUAUUACGUAUUUAAAAGGAUUUGUUACAUCGAAAGGAAUUCCCGAUUUAAAAAAAAAAAUAAUGAGAACUCAUAAUAUGAAGUAUUCAUAUGCAUUAAUUAGAUUUAAUUGUUGUUAAAUUGAGAAAAAAAUGAGACAAGUAGAAUUUUAAGUACGGCGAUAUCAGCUUGUAACAAACGCACUCACAGCUAUCUCUCGGUUUGGCUACUUUUCGAGAAAUUUUAUCAAAGAGUCAUAUCCACGACAACUGCUUUAUGCCUCUUGUAGCCGUUCACCUGGUUGUUAGUGACACAGGGGUGAUGGUUAACUAAGUCUGUAACUGUCACUGCCACAUCAAGACAUCAACGACGCAAUUUAGUGGUUCUCAACCUUCCUAAUGCCGCGACCCUUAAAUACUGUUUUUCCUGUUUUAGCGACACCCAACUACAAAAUUAUUUUUGUUCAUAACAGUAUAAAAUAUGUGUUUUCCGAUGGUCUUAGGCGACCCCCCUGAAACCUGUGUUUCGUGACUUGUCUAGCAGGAAAAAAGCAGGCUAUAGUGGCUGUCUUCAAAUGGCGGGUCGUGUUGAAGGUUACUGUGGCAGUUUUGAAUUUGGGGGGUCUGUUGCAGGCUAUUGCGUCUAUGUUAAUAUGGCGGGAUUGUUUUAAGGCUAUUGUGACAGUGUUAAAUGAAAGGAUAUGUUGCAGGCUAUUGUGACAGUGUUAAAUGAAAGGAUAUGUUGCAGGCUAUUGUGACAGUGUUAAAUGAAAGGAUAUGUUGCAGGCUAUUGUGACAGUGUUAAAUGAAAGGAUUAUGUUGCAGGCUAUUGUGACAGUGUUAAAAAAAGGAUAUGUUGCAGGCUAUUGUGACAGUGUUAAAUGAAAGGAUUAUGUUGCAGGCUAUUGUGACAGUGUUAAAUGAAAGGAUAUGUUGCAGGCUAUUGUGACAGUGUUAAAUGAAAGGAUAUGUUGCAGGCUAUUGUGACAGUGUUAAAUGAAAGGAUAUGUUGCAGGCUAUUGUGACUGUGUUCAAAAGGCGGAAUUUGCUAUAACCAGUUACCUAUUUUAUCUCUAGAUGGUUACUUUGGGCCUGAUCCCAAUGACGACUUCCGCAUUGACUACUACCUACUCUUCC
Molecule: messenger RNA, 3226 nt
Organism: Lymnaea stagnalis (great pond snail)
Lineage: Eukaryota; Metazoa; Mollusca; Gastropoda; Lymnaeidae
Source: the annotation of a GenBank genome assembly